This is a messenger RNA of Penicillium argentinense, 2364 nucleotides long. It is a transcript of the gene optB, whose product is annotated as small oligopeptide transporter, OPT family. NCBI's taxonomy places the organism in Eukaryota, Fungi, Ascomycota, Eurotiomycetes, Eurotiales, Aspergillaceae. The transcript is spliced from 4 exons. The record is from RefSeq and is a predicted model, not a curated record. Bases 1 to 2364 code for a protein of 787 amino acids. Gene Ontology annotation, molecular function: oligopeptide transmembrane transporter activity. Gene Ontology annotation, biological process: transmembrane transport.
AUGGAGAAGAACGAGCCCGCCAUCGCCGUCUCGAGCGGCGUCGAUGACAGUGCGCAGGACGAUGUCCUCAAGCAACUGCGCAACCUGAAGGACCACCACCAGUGGGAUCCGAACAUGCCCGAUGACAUUGUCGAUGAGGUGGACGAAGCCCUCAAUACGGACGACAAGGGUGCGCGUCUCGACAUCGCCCAUGAGGUUCUCGAUAACUCGCCCUACCCAGAAGUACGCGCAGCGGUGUCGAAUGUCGACGAGGGCGGCCAUUCGAACACCAUUCGCGCAUGGACGAUCGGUCUGCUCUUUGCGACAAUUGGCUCGGCCCUGAACAUGCUUUUCUCGAUGCGCCAGCCGUACAUCGUGAUUCCCUCUUACAUCGCACAGGUCGUGGCGUACCCGGUGGGAAAGGCCUGGGAGAAGUUCAUGCCUGCAAAGAAGUUCAGGUUUUUUGGUAUCGAUUGCAACCUUAAUCCCGGUAUCUUCAGUAAGAAGGAGCACGCAUUGGUCGUCAUAAUGGCCAAUGCGACAUUUGGUGGCGGUGCUGCAUACGCGACGGAUGUGCUUCUUGCGCAGAGAGCAUUCUACGGACAGCAUUUCGGAUGGGCUUUUGAGAUCUUUAUGUGCAUCUCCACGCAAAUGCUUGGAUUCGGUAUCGCCGGUUUCUUCACCAAGUUCCUGGUGCAACCAGCCGCUAUGAUCUGGCCAUCAACGCUGAUCAACACCGCCCUGUUUUCCGCGCUUCACGACCACUCCAAGCCCGACCCUCGCAAGGUGUCGGGAUGGAAGAUUGGCCGGUAUCACCUCUUCCUGCUCACGAUGACUGCCUCCUUCUGCUGGUAUUGGUUCCCCGGAUACAUUGCGCCAUUCCUGAGUGUGUUCGCUUGGGUGACCUGGAUCAAGCCUCAGAAUGUGGUCAUCAACCAGCUGUUCGGAGGCUGGACGGGUCUCUCUUUGAUUCCGAUGACGUUCGACUGGACUCAAAUCUCGGGUUUCAACUUCAGCCCCUUGAUCGCCCCGUGGUAUGCGAUUGCAAACACCUUGAUCGGCAUGGUCAUCUUUUUCUGGAUUGUCACCCCGGCGAUACACUACAAGGGCCUGUUCUACUCCGAGUAUCUGCCUAUGAGCGAUUCCAACUCCUAUGACAACACGGGUGCGGUGUAUAAUGUCAGCCGUAUUCUCACUCCCGAGUUUACCUUCGAUCCGGUCAAGUACAAGGCGUACUCCCCGCUCUUCUUGUCCACCACGUUCACCCUGUGCUACGGUUUGUCCUUUGCCGGUAUCAUUGCCGUUGUCCUGCACACCUGGCUUUUCCAUGGCAAGGACAUUUGGACUCGAUUCCGCCAUGUCGGCACAGAAACCGAGGAUGUGCACGGGCGUCUCAUGUCCCGUUUCAAGACGGUUCCCAUGUGGUGGUAUGGAGUCAUUACCUUGAUCAUGAUCGGAAUGGCGCUCGGAGUCACGCAGGGCUACGAGACCCACCUUGCCUGGUGGGCCUUCUUCAUUUCACUCAUCAUCGCCGUCUUCUGGUUCGUGCCCCUUGGUAUUGUCAAGGCUUCGACCAACAUCGAUAUCGGUCUCAACGUCCUCACCGAAUUCAUCAUCGGAUACAUGCAACCUGGUCGACCUAUGGCGAUGAUGCUGUUCAAGACCUACGGGUAUAUGAGCAUGUACCAGGGCAUGUACUUUAGUCAGGAUCUCAAGCUCGGCCACUACAUGAAAAUUCCUCCUCGCGUGACCUUCAGCGCGCAAAUGGUCGCUGGUAUCUGGUCCUCUCUCGUCCAGAUUGGCGUGAUGAACUGGGCUCUUGGCUCCAUCAAGAAGGUAUGCCAAGCUGACCAGCCCAACCGCUACACUUGCCCGAACGGUCGCGUCUUCUUCAAUGCCUCGGUCAUCUGGGGUGUGAUCGGACCCCAGCGCAUGUUCUCCAUCGGCCAGAUCUACUCGCCCCUGAUGUUUUUCUGGAUUGCGGGUGCUGUUCUCCCCUUCGUAAUCUACUUCGGUGCGCGUGCGUUUCCCAAGAGCCCCAUUCGCUACCUCAGCGCGCCUCUUAUCUUCAGCGGAGCCGGUCUCAUUCCCCCCGCCACUCCGCUGAACUACCUCAGCUGGGGAAUUGUCGGUUUCAUCUUCAACAAGUGGAUCCGUGACCGCUGGCGCGGCUGGUGGAUGCAAUACAACUACGUCCUGUCUGCGGGCUUGGACGUGGGCCUGGUGCUCUGCACCAUCCUCAUUUUCCUGACUCUCAAUCUUACCAGCACGGAGUUCCCAUCCUGGUGGGGAACAGAGAUUGCAGCCAAUACCAUGGAUGCGGCUGAUACCGCUAUCCAGAAGACUCUGGAUGCGGGUGGGAAGUUCGGUCCGGCUUCCUGGUAG